AGGAUUGAAGAAUUGGAAUUAAAUCAGAAUGAUCUUCAACAUAAUCUACAGACAAAGGAUAGAAUGAUUCAGAACUUGGAAUCCCAGCAUGAAGAAUUUAUUAAGAACACAGAACUGAAAUUGAGAAUGAUGAAGGAAAUGAAAGGCAACGCAUGUUUUGAAGUUAUUUUCCCAGUUUGUCCUGGUGAACCAUUUUAUUGUCGUAGGAGUAAUACUCCCUUAGAAACCAUGAUGGUUGAGCACAUCAAAAGUUGUAAUUAUACUAAGUUUAGUCAUCUAAAGCUAAAUACAGAAGUGAAGGUUACUUUUAAUGCAGUUUAUAUGAUGGAAGAAUCCAGAGACUGGUUUAAAAUCAAGAUAGAGACUUUCAAUCAUCAACAGUUGUCAUACAUCAUGCACCACAGCGAAGAGGAAACAAAGGAUGUGCUCUAUUACAGUAUAAAAUAUUUGGGUGAUAGUAACAUACUCAAAUUUGGACCAGUAAGAUGUGCUCCUAUGGGGAUAUCACUUGAGGAUGCUGUACACAAUAACUUCACAACAAACUUUCCAAACAAUUUUCUUCUAAAAGAUGUGAAAUUUACAAUGUAUAAAGCAUAAUCAUCUUUGUCCACUACCAACCCAUCUCAAACAUAUCAGACAGUGUUUCUAAAAUUAGAAGAAAUAAGAAAUUGAUUGUUAAGUAAUUGAAGCUAUUUUAUGUUAAUCUUAUUACUGAGCUUAUGUUUAUUACAAGUGUUUAUUUCCAGAAAAAGUGAGAACCAUAUUUUUUAUAAAGAAACAUUAAAUUUAAGUGAAAUAGAGGCAAGCCAUUAACUUGUUUAGAGUGUAUGGUUUUAAAUUGGACAUACAAAUGUAAGCUCACCUAAAAGAAUUGUGGACGGAUUACCUAUUUUUAAUAAUGUUUAAUUUCAGAUAUAUUGAAGACCUAAACUGCAAGUAUGAAGUCUAAAAUGAUUAACAUCAAGGAUUUUGAUUUUCAUGAUUUGCUUGACCCUGCAUCCAACCUUUAUGAUGUUGAAUUCAAGAUUAUAGAUAAAAACUCCCAUGAGCUGGGAAUUGUCAGGUCCCACAAGUUCUUGCUGUCCCUCCUGUCCCCUGUGCUGAAGAAGAUGUUUAGCAACCGGGAGGAGGGGUUCAUUGUUGUUGAGCUCACUGGUCCAUCCUUCAUAAGUCUCCAGACCCUCAUCCAGUUCUUAUACACUGGAGAUGAGUCAGUUAUUACAGAUUUAUCCUCUAUUGAUGAUCUGUUUGAUCUGUAUUAUCUGGGAGACAAGUAUGAGCUGCGUGGAGCCAGGUACCUGAUCAAGGAAGUUGUCUCUAGCUUCAAGAUCAACCAGGAGAACUGGAUUCAUGUACUUAAGGGAAUCAAGAAGUACGAGAAUACUUUCCUGUUUGAAGAUCUCUGUAACAUACUACAGGAUCAAGUUCAAGGCUAUUUGAAGGGCUGUCCCUCUUCUGAUGAUUACCUGGAUAAUAUUCAAGAAUCUGAUGAUACAUAUUUCUAUUCCUGGGUCAAAAACUGGAUUCAGAAAUGGAAAAGAUCAGAUACAGGUUUACAAGAAGCAGAUAGGAAGGAUUCACAGGAAAGUGAACUCAAGGAUUUAAAGAUUCAAAUCCAGAAUAUGAAAUAUCAGCAUGAAGAACUUAUCCAGAACACAGAGCAGAAAGAUAAGAGGAUUAAAGAAUUGGAAUUAAAGCAUGAAGAACUAAUCCAGAACAGAAAGAUAAGAGGAUUGAAGAAUUGGAAUUAAAGCAUGAAGAACUUAUCCAGACCACAGAACAGAAAGAUAAGAGGAUUGAAGAAUUGGAA
Eurytemora carolleeae is the source of this 1810-nucleotide messenger RNA. RefSeq lists its product as uncharacterized. The transcript has 4 exons. The coding region runs from base 939 to 1751 and encodes 270 amino acids. Gene Ontology annotation, molecular function: protein binding. NCBI's taxonomy places the organism in Eukaryota, Metazoa, Arthropoda, Copepoda, Calanoida, Temoridae. The record is from RefSeq and is a predicted model, not a curated record.